Eucalyptus grandis is the source of this 1360-nucleotide messenger RNA. RefSeq names its product protein YIPF1 homolog. The record is from RefSeq and is a predicted model, not a curated record. Gene Ontology annotation, biological process: vesicle-mediated transport. Gene Ontology annotation, cellular component: Golgi apparatus; membrane. The transcript has 6 exons. Gene Ontology annotation, molecular function: small GTPase binding. Lineage: Eukaryota; Viridiplantae; Streptophyta; Magnoliopsida; Myrtales; Myrtaceae. The coding region runs from base 160 to 969 and encodes 269 amino acids.
UCUAGGGCUCGUUCUUCCAGAAACGAUCGGGCAAAAAAAAAAAGAGGGAAGAAAAAAUCCCCCCCAAAUCCCUCAUCGUUCAUCGCCCGAUGGCUCUCCUCUUCGCCUGAUCGACCGAGCUACUCGCGCAGGAGCGCCCUUCCUUGUUCUUCGAUCCGCAUGGAGGAUUCCUACAGCGGCCUCCCCACCAGCCACCUGCUGGGCUCCGUCCCUGCUGUCGUUGAUGAUGGAAAAAGUUCACCUCGCUAUGAAGCACCAGAAGCAAAUAUGCAGACUUUUCCUCCAAAUAAUAGAGGAGACAAAGGGCGUGGCUAUCAAUCUCUUGCGGGUCCAAGUGAGACGUUUGAACAACAACCCGCAAGCAACUGGAGAGGAGUCUUUAACAUCUCAUCCUAUACACAAUAUUUCAACAUUGAUACAGAUAUAGUUUUAAACAGAUUGCUGGCUUCGUUGUUCCCUACUGGUGGGGAUUUUUUCAGCAAGAUCGAUGCAAAUCCAGAUCUAUAUGGGCCCAUCUGGAUCUCCACUACAUUGAUAUUUGUGAUCGCUGCCCUUGGAAACUGUGCUACCUACCUCAUGGAAAAGAAUUCUGACGCAAGUACCUCAUGGAGCUUUGAUGUUGGUUAUGUAAAUCUUGCGGUUUGGUCAAUUUAUGGUUAUGCAAUUGUGGUUCCGCUAGGAUUCUACUUCUUGCUCAAGUAUCUGGAAUCGAAUGCCAGCCUCAUUGGGUUUUGGUGCAUGUGGGGAUACUCACUCUUCAUCUUUAUUCCAAGCUCUCUUCUUUUGUUGAUUCCGCUUGAGGUUCUCCGUUGGUUCAUCAUACUCCUGGUUGGUGGGGCCUCGGCUUGCUUUGUUGCUUCGAACCUCAGGUCAUAUGCGGGAGGGAGCGAACUUACAAUCAUAGUGGUAGCUGCGUUUUUACUGCAAAUGGCUCUAGCAAUUUUCUUCAAGGUCUGGUUCUUCCCAUGAAGACCCAGAGAGAUAUUUCUCAAGGAUCAGAUCCCAUCUACUUCGACUUUUGUCUCUUGCGACAUUUGAUCCGCCGUCUAGCUGACUGGAUCUCAAUCAGCGACGAGUCUCUUUGGGUUGCCAGGUCAUUUAAGGAGUGGCAUUGUAUUGUAUGGACGAUCUUGCUGCAUUGAAUCCGAGAGGAUGAAAUGUGUGAGGACAAACCUUUAAUACUCCCACGGAGAUCGGGCUUUGUAUUAUAUUUUCUGUUGUUUCUCAUCAGCUAUUAGGGUGAUGGUUUUGGCAAAAUGAAAAAGAGACGUGGCCGGCCUGAUAUGACUCCCGCUUCGAGUGCCGGAUCAUUGCAUGUGGAAGUCAGGUUUUUAAAUACGGAACUGCCAUGGUACCAACA